AUGUCUCAAUUUAAAUUUUGGAAUGAUGUGAACAGUAUACUUAGUUUGGAUGGCCCGAUAACCAAAGGUCCACAAUCUAGAUGUGAGAGAAAAAAAACUAGCAAUCUUCUGUCUGGAAAUAGCAGUUUAAAUUCUUCUAAACAACGAUCUUUAUCGACUUCUUGUCUAAAUAAUACAUCAAAGACUCCGUCAAAGGAUAGCGAUGGUUAUUUGAAUAGUAAAACUCCAUCAAAAACACCUUUGCGAAAGUCUAAAACUCCAACACCGAACAAAAAUGCCAAAACUCCAGGUGGGGACAGGUUUAUUCCAUCUAGAGUGGCAAGCAAUUUAGAGUUAGCACAGUUCAAACUUUCCCAAGAUGAGAACGAACCAGAGGGCAAUACAGCAAAAGAACUCAAAAAGGCUAUUACAGAUAAUAUUAAAGGUUCAACUGCUAGUGGAAGUCACAGAAUACUUUCUUACAUGAAUAAAGCGCCGGCAGCUCCGGAAGGUUUUCAGAAUCCUAUGAGAGUGUUGUAUUCUCAAACAAAAACACCAGCUUCAGUUAGAAAUACAAACAGAUAUAUUCCACAAGCUCCCGAUCGGAUUUUAGAUGCACCCGACAUUGUUGAUGAUUAUUAUCUGAAUUUAAUGGACUGGGGUUCAAAUAAUAUAUUAGCUGCAGCUUUAGGUUCAAGGGUUUAUCUGUGGAAUGCAGGAACUGGCAAUAUCUCACAGCUUUUGGAAUUAGAAGGCAAUGAUUAUGUAUGCUCAUUGGCUUGGAUGCAAGAGGGUGAUUGUUUAGCUGUAGGCACAAUGGAAGGUACAGUUGAGCUGUGGGAUUGUUCCAGAACUAAGAGACUUAGAGUAAUGAAUGGUCACUCAGCUAGAGUUGGAGCUUUGGCUUGGAAUUCCUAUAUUUUAACCAGUGGAUGUAGAAGCGGGCAAAUUAUUCAUCAUGAUGUUCGGCAAAGAGAGCAUAUUGUAACAACAAUUAGCGGCCAUACUCAAGAAGUAUGUGGCUUGAAGUGGUCACCCGAUGGCAAAUAUUUGGCAAGUGGAGGAAACGACAAUGUCCUUAAUAUAUGGGCGGCAGUAAAUGAAGGGUUCCAUACCGAAUCGACCCCCUUACAUGUAUUCACUCAUCAUCAGGCUGCCGUAAAAGCUCUGGCCUGGUGCCCAUGGCAACCACAUAUUUUAGCUAGCGGUGGCGGAACGGCGGAUAGGCAUAUUCGCGUGUGGAAUUGUAAUACCGGAUCUUGUGUGAAUGCCACAGAUGCUAAGUCACAGGUUUGUGCUCUAUUAUGGGCUCAAAACUAUAAAGAGCUAGUUUCUGGACACGGAUUCGCAAAUAACGAAGUCAGUAUUUGGAAAUAUCCUGCAAUGACCAAAGUGGCCGAAUUGAACGGGCACACAGCUAGAGUACUCCAUCUAGCUCUGUCCCCUGACGGAACAACCAUUCUAUCUGCAGGCGCAGAUGAAACACUGCGAUUGUGGAGAUGCUUUGUGAAAGAUCCCGUCAAAACCAAGGACAAGGAAAAUGGAGUUAAGGCAAAGCCAAGUGCAUUGAGGCAAUGCAUUCGAUAGACUGAAAUAGUGUUAGCUGGCUUGUGGGUUCAUGUUGAAUUAUUUUUAUUAUUUUGACUGAUAAUUUGUGUGAUUUUUUUAUGUUAACUAUAUGUAGUUGGUUAUAUUAAUUUAGUUUUACAACAUGAUGUAAUUACCUACUGAUUUUUUAUACUGGACAAUAAAUAAAUUAUUU
Messenger RNA from Sitophilus oryzae (rice weevil), 1741 nucleotides. It is a transcript of the gene fzy, whose product is annotated as cell division cycle protein 20 homolog. Lineage: Eukaryota; Metazoa; Arthropoda; Insecta; Coleoptera; Curculionidae. Bases 1 to 1566 code for a protein of 521 amino acids. Gene Ontology annotation, molecular function: ubiquitin ligase activator activity; anaphase-promoting complex binding; protein binding. Gene Ontology annotation, cellular component: anaphase-promoting complex. Gene Ontology annotation, biological process: anaphase-promoting complex-dependent catabolic process; positive regulation of ubiquitin protein ligase activity; positive regulation of anaphase-promoting complex-dependent catabolic process. The record is from RefSeq and is a predicted model, not a curated record. The transcript has 5 exons.